Molecule: messenger RNA, 2913 nt
Organism: Eimeria acervulina
Lineage: Eukaryota; Apicomplexa; Conoidasida; Eucoccidiorida; Eimeriidae
Exons: 1
Source: RefSeq, a predicted model, not a curated record
AGCAGCAGCAGCAGCAGCAGCAGCCGCAGCAGCAGCAGCAGCAGCAGCCGCAGCAGCCUGUUUCUGCUGUGCUUCCCAGCUGUGCUGCUGCUGCGAUACCUUCGCCUGCCGAGACAACAGCGGAAGCAGCUGCAGCAGCCCCUGCUGCAGCUGCAGCGGCUGCUGCAGCGGAUGUCGAAGCGCGUCGCACCCAUGCUGCCGCGCAUGCAACAGCAGGAGCAGCAGCAACAACAGCAGGGAGCCUCAGCAGCUCUUCUGUGGCCCCACAGCAGCAGCUGCAGCAGCAGGGGGAAGCUAAUGGGCUCCUUAAAUGCUUCUCCUCUCCUGCAGCAGCAGCAGAAGUCGUGCUGCGGCCCCCACCGACUUCGCUGCAGCUGCUGCGAGCGCAGCUGCCGCCAGAAUCAGCAGCAGCUGCUGCAACAACUGCAGCAGCAGCAGCAGCGCCAAGGAAAAUACGCAGUGACGUGUUCGCUGCGGGCUGGGGCAGCAGCAGCAGCAACAGCAACAGCAGCAGCAUGAGCCUCCCAGGACGCCUGAGGCCCUCUCAGCAGCAGCCGGUAGCAGCUGCAGCAGGUGGUGCUGCGCUGCUGCAGCAGCAAACACAACCGUUUCCCAGCAGCGAGGCAGUGGCCCACAGCGCGAGGCUGCAGCAGGCGCUGCAGCAGCUUCAGCAGCAGCAGCAGCAGCAGCAGCAGCAUGCAGCUACGAAGCCGAUCUCUGUAUGGCACAGCCCCACACAUCCGCAGCAGCCGUCUGUACAGGCAGCUCUGCAGCUGCUGCGGCAGCAGGCCUCUGAUGAAGCAGCAGCAGCAGCAGCAGCGGCAGCGGGUGGGGCCUCAAGAAGAGCAUUUGAUAGGAGAGCUGCUCAGCAGCAGCAGCAGCAGCAGCAGCAAGAAAGAAUAGAAGCAGUUGCGCGAGCUAUGCGCCAAUACGAGGCUGUGGGGUGGCCGUCUCCCUUCGCUGCGGGCAGCAGCAACACCGAUGCAGCAGCAGCAGCAGCAGCAGCAGGAGCAACAGAAGCAGAAGGAGGUGCAGAGCUACAGCAGCAAAGCGCUGCUGCUGUGCUGCAGUCAGCACUGGGUGCCCUUGAGGAGAGUUUGCUGCAGGGGGGCCCCCCUUCGACUUUAGGCGCGCCUCGUUCUGCUGCUGCACCUGCUGCUGCAGCAGCAGCAACAGCAGCAACAGCAGCAGCAGCAGCAGGCAGAGGCAGCAAGGAGCUCGGAGAAGAGCUGCUGAGCCACUUGUCGUGGAUACGCUGGGCCUUAAAGAAGGCGCAGCUUAACGUGGGGACUUCGCUGCUGCCGCUGCUGCAGCAGCUGCAGCAGCAGCAGCAGCAGGUAACAAAGCAGCUGUGGGGCCCCACAGCAGCAGCCUCUUCAUCUGCUGCCCCUCAAAUCAAAUUCAUCCCUCGAUCAAUUAGCACCCCCUGUCUCUUCGCUCUCAGGGAGUGGGUAGAGCAGCAGCAGCAGCUUGCUGCUGCUGCUGCUGCUGCUGCUGGCGAGAUGCCGCAGCAGCACCAGCAGCACGAUCCACAACAGCAAGAGCAGCAGCAGCAGCGGCAGCAGCAGCAAGCGGCUGCUGCGCUCGCUGAGUUGCUGCAGCGAGCAGCAGAAGAGACAUUAGAGAAGGAGGGUCUCCACCUACCUCGGCUUCAAACCCUCACGGCUUUACUCUUAGAUGAUGCUGCUGUGCUGCGCUCGCAGCAGCAGCAGCUGCAGCAGCAGCAGCAGCUGCAGCAGCAGCAGCAGCUGCAGCAGCAGCAGCAGUUGCAGCAACUGCAGCAGAAGAUGCCACAGGCAGCAACAAAGGAGAGCGAGGCAGCGAAAGCGCACGUCGGAGAAGAAGCAACAGCAGCAGAACAAGCAGCAGUAGCAGCAGCACAAGCAUCAGCAGCAGCAGCGGGUGAUGCAGAUGCUUAUCUUGCCUCUCUCAGCAGCCACGCUGCAGCCCGACGGCGGCAGCAGCUGCUGGAUGUCGCACAGCAGCAGCAGCAGGAGCAGCAGCAGGAUCAGCAAGGGUUUGUGUCCUCAGCAGCCGCAGCAACAGCAGCAGCAGCAGCAGCUGCUGCUGCUGCUUCUAAGCAUUUGACUGACUUGGGUUCUUCUCUACCUCGGCUUCAAACCCUCACGGCUUUACUCUUAGAUGAUGCUGCUGUGCUGCGCUCGCAGCUGCAGCAGCUGCAGCAGCAGCAGCAGUUGCCGCAGCAGCAGCAGUUGCAGCAACUGCAGCAGAAGAAGAUGCCACAGGCAGCAACAAAGGAGAGCGAGGCAGCGAAAGCGCACGUCGGAGAAGAAGCAACAGCAGCAGAACAAGCAGCAGUAGCAGCAGCACAAGCAUCAGCAGCAGCAGCGGGUGAUGCAGAUGCUUAUCUUGCCUCUCUCAGCAGCCACGCUGCAGCCCGACGGCGGCAGCAGCUGCUGGACGUCGCACAGCAGCAGGAGCAGGAGCAGCAGCAGGAUCAGCAAGGGUUUGUGUCCACAGCAGCCGCAGCAACAGCAGCAGCAGCAGCAGCUGCUGCUGCUGCUUCUAAGCAUUUGAUUGACUUGGGUUCUUCCGCCAAGAUUGCUGGGCUGCGAAGGCGCGACAAGGGUUUUGCUGCUGCAGCAGCAGCAGCAGCAAGAUCUGCUGCUGCAGCAGAUGUGUUAGCAGCAGGCAACAUAACAGUGUUAUCGCUAGCUCAGCAUCUGCAGCAGCCACCAGAGAAAGUGCUGCUGCUGUCUGAGAGCCUCUUGGGGGCCCCCGGGGGGCCCCCCGUUACACUCCAGUCGAAGAUAAAUGAAGAGGAAGCAGAGUUUAUUAGUGAUGAAUUAAACUGUCUUCAUAAGCUCAAACUCAGCAGCAGAACAAGCCCCCAGCAGCAGCAGCAGCAGCAGCAGCAGCAGCAGCAGAGGAGGGCCCCACCUGUUAUUACGG